AUGGGAGGGCAUGUUUCCCGGCGGGCGUCCAGGCGGGGUCAUGGCCAGCCCCUGAGCCCCCGCCCCCUGAGCCCCCGCCCCCUCAGCCCCCGCCCCCUCAGCGCCCGCCCCGUGAGCUCCGCCGCCCGUCAGCCCCACCUUCAGGAGGAACACACGCCGCCCCUCCCCCGGCAGCCACUCCCGCCAGCAGCCCCGCCCGAGCCGCCAUCGUUCGACACCCGUGCCUCCGGGAACGUGACGGCGCUGUUGGGCGGGACGGCGACGCUGAGGUGCCGCGUCACGAGCCACGGGAAGAAGACGGUGUCGUGGAUCCGCCACUGGGACCUGCACCUGCUGUCCGUGGGCCGCUUCACCUACACGUCUGACCAGCGGUUCGUGGCCCGUCACGCCCCCGUCCCCGCCGCCACCGCCGCCCAGAAGUGGCUGCUGAUCAUCCACCACCUGCAGGAGCGGGACGCCGGCCUCUACGAGUGCCAGAUAUUCAGCACGCCGCCGCGCAGCCACCUCAUCCACCUGGCCGUCGUGGAGCCCGAGACCGCCAUCGUGGGGGGCCCGGACGUGUACCUCAACACCGGGAGUCAGCUGGCGCUCACCUGCACCGUCAGGUUCAGCCCCGAGCCGCCCGCCUUCAUCCUCUGGUACCACGGCGACAAGCAGUUUCCAGCAGCCAUUACAGGGGUCACUCUCCACGCCAUCAAUCAACCUUCUACGCGCUCCUACCGCGGCCAAGGUCUUCCAACGCGACUCCAAGGCUCCUGGUACCACAUGGACGACGACAUCCUUUGUCACCAGCUCUACAUCAGCUGA
Eriocheir sinensis (Chinese mitten crab) is the source of this 807-nucleotide messenger RNA. RefSeq names its product immunoglobulin superfamily member 10-like. The coding region runs from base 1 to 807 and encodes 268 amino acids. The transcript has 5 exons. Gene Ontology annotation, biological process: synapse organization. The record is from RefSeq and is a predicted model, not a curated record. NCBI's taxonomy places the organism in Eukaryota, Metazoa, Arthropoda, Malacostraca, Decapoda, Varunidae. Gene Ontology annotation, cellular component: neuron projection membrane.